AUGGAGGCUAAUUUUGAAGAUUGUAAAGAAUCUUAUAACUACGAAAAUAUCUGUUUGGGUGGGAUGAUAGUUCUCAACGGAUUAAAUGGCGAAGAGUUGUGGAGACAUUUCUUUACAAACGAAAUUUAUUCUUUAAAUUGUAACCAGGAUUUAAAUGGUGAUUUUGUAAAUGACUGCAUUGCUGCAGGCAGAAGCGGGACACUGGAAGCUGUAAAUUUAGUGAACGGAGAAUCGUUGUGGACAUUUACUAAUUCAUUAUCUAGAGACGAGAGAAUGAACCUUUACACGGCUCAGUUCAUCGGCGACAUCGAUGGCGAUUUUGUGGACGAUUUGGUUAACAUUCACGGAGGAAACCCUCUUGCAUUUAAAGAUUCAAAUAGGAUUUCUGGAAAGAUAGUUGUACUGAGCGGCAGAUCUGGAGUAGUACUUAUUGAAACAACUGUUCCAGACCAGAAAGAAAGUUAUUAUUCUCCGAUAUUGCAAACUUUUAAAAAUAAUCAAAAGUUAAUUUUUGGAACCGGCGGUGAAACUCAGCACGGUUCUUUGUGGAUUUUGUCCAUCAAAGAUCUGCUCACCAAAAAUGUUUCCCAGGCAAAACAGAUUUAUGUAGCAAAACACAAAGGAAUUAUGACACCACCUAUCAUGAUUGAUUUGAAUGGCGAUCUUAUUGAGGACAUAGUCUUCUGCGAUUUCAACUCAACUGUUUUGGCUUUGGACGGCGAUACUUAUGAAAAAAUCUGGUCGUUCGCAUUUCAAGAUUCAGAAACAUACUCGUUGGUUCCAUCUACCGAUAUGUUGUUUUCACAUUGCUUAGUUGUUAAAUAUUUCACAGAUUUACGUCACUGCUAUUGA
This is a messenger RNA of Helobdella robusta, 852 nucleotides long. RefSeq lists its product as hypothetical. The transcript has 4 exons. NCBI's taxonomy places the organism in Eukaryota, Metazoa, Annelida, Clitellata, Rhynchobdellida, Glossiphoniidae. Bases 1 to 852 code for a protein of 283 amino acids. The record is from RefSeq and is a predicted model, not a curated record. Gene Ontology annotation, molecular function: protein binding.